This is a messenger RNA of Saccostrea cuccullata (small rock oyster), 762 nucleotides long. RefSeq lists its product as uncharacterized. Bases 37 to 594 code for a protein of 185 amino acids. NCBI's taxonomy places the organism in Eukaryota, Metazoa, Mollusca, Bivalvia, Ostreida, Ostreidae. The transcript has 7 exons. The record is from RefSeq and is a predicted model, not a curated record.
AAACAACUUGGAGAAUGAGGAAGUUUAUUCAUGUAAAUGAAAAUGAGGAAUCUUCGUUACAUUUUGAAUUUAUUUGGUUACGUUGUGGGAUUAAUCACCGUAGAAGCUCAGUACUAUAAUAGAUACUAUUCCUACUACAGAUAUACGUCUAACUCUACAUCUGCUAGUACUACUAGUACUCAAAAUUACAAUACACUACUUUACAUCGGAGCUAUCGUAGGGGUUUUAGUUUGUGUUGUUGCUAUAGUGAUUAUAGUUGUUACCUGCAUGUGUUGUCGACGAAAGCAAAGAACAGCGGGCACUGUUAUCCACUCAACAUCAAAUCCUACCAAUGUGGUAUUUAGCACCUCACAGGUUCCGUCCCAUUCUUCUUCCGAAGCAUUAAAUUCCCAACAGCAAUUUCAUCAGCGUACAGGAAUUUCACCCCCACCAUACCACAACGAUUCCUUACCCCCGCCAUACUCUGACGGAAAUUUGUCAUCAUCCCCAUAUACUAAUGAGCCCUUACCUCCGCUAUACUCUAAGGAUCCUCCGCAAGAGAUAUUAAAUAGGACCACUCCAUCUGCUCCAUCUUUACAUGAUUUGGACAAGUAGAAGAUAUAUGCAUGUACAUUGUAUAUUGUACUGGAUCCUUGACUUUAAGCCUUUUGUUGCUCGAUUGCAAAUGGUUAUCCCGCUGUAUUCAAGCAGUUGUGAAGACCAGCAAAAUAUGAUUUCAUUAUAAUGACAUGAAUGAUGCAAUUAAACUUUAAAAAUAUUUUU